Molecule: messenger RNA, 552 nt
Organism: Naegleria lovaniensis
Lineage: Eukaryota; Heterolobosea; Eutetramitea; Acrasida; Naegleriidae
Exons: 1
Coding region: 1-552 (183 amino acids)
Source: RefSeq, a predicted model, not a curated record
AUGAACAAGCCAGAGAUUCGAAAGCCACUUUCAUUUAGAAAUGCCACUCAAUUACUCAAUACUACAGAGGAUGAUAAUAAAACAGUACUGGAUAAUGUGCUUGAAGAAUCGGGCCGCACUCCUCUUUCGACAACCAAAGGAACAGACCAACCAACGUUUAAUUCAUCAUCUUCAUCAGACCAAAUUUCCGAUGAAGUACUUCUUGCAGAACAAGUACGAAGAGAGAAGGAAAGAAAUGAACCCUAUCAAAUGUUCUUUUAUUAUCCAAAAUAUUUGCAUCCGGAGGCUGUUGCUUUAAUUGCUCAAAAUUUACUUAAUGAAUGGGAAGAAGAAGAAAACAAAUUAUCUACUUCAAAAAGCAAUCAACCAAUUCAUUUUGAAAAUGUCACAUCAACAACAGGCACUUCUUCUGUGUUGAAAUCAACAUCCAAACAACAAAAUUCAGAUUUAUUAUUAUCAAGCAAGAAAGGGCAAGGAGAACAGAUACCUACCUCCUCUCCACAACAGGAAGAGCUUGAAUCGAACCAUGAAGAGGAAGUUCAAGAUGAAUAA